Bursaphelenchus xylophilus (pine wood nematode) is the source of this 1581-nucleotide messenger RNA. The record is from the annotation of a GenBank genome assembly. Lineage: Eukaryota; Metazoa; Nematoda; Chromadorea; Rhabditida; Aphelenchoididae.
AUGUCAGAUUGUGGCAGAGCAGAACUGUCGCUGAAUUCAGAGAAGAUCCCUCAAAUGAAGCGCCAAAAUCCAGACAACGCUCGCCAUUCUGGUGGUAAACGAUACCGCAUCGAUGCAUACAAUGAAGCCCUAGCCGAAGGGAAAUUUGAACUUCGACUCUUGAUCCCGACGAAGUGCGCUGGAGCUGUAAUUGGUCGAGGGGGAGAGUACAUCAAGCAAAUAAGAGAAAAGGUAAGGUUUGAUUUUCUUAGUUUUGUUGGUUUAGGUAUUGACACAUUUAAGAAUCACCAGUCUUUAAGAUUGGAUAUCUCCAAGCUUAGGAUGUAAACAUAGUAUUGCUGUAGUAUGUUGAGAGCCCGUGGUUUUGGUAAAUCUGAUUGAAAUGAAAUCCAAAGGCGUUUUAACCAUUAUUUCGUGUUUGCAGUUCGAUGCCUCCCUCACCGUUCCCGAUAGAAACACACCCGAACGGUAAUCAUUUCCUUAUACUUUAUUUUCUGGCCAUCCACCUCCAUUCCAACAGCCUUCGCAAAUACACAAUGUUCCCAUACACUUAUUUCAGUUACAUGGUUUUGGGGACCGUCAAGUAUAAUUUUUUAAAAUUUUUUUGUUUAGAGUGUUUACCAUCAUUGUUGGUCAAGAUCGUCUUGUGGAAUGUGUAUCUGAAGUGCUUCAAAGGUUGUCCGAAGUAAGUAAUUUCUUGGAAAACUUCAAUCGUUGUAUAGCUUCAGGAACUGCAGACCAAGAAAACAAACGAGAUAGAAAUAAAAAUGUUAGUGCAUCAGUCACAUGCUGGUGCUAUAAUUGGACGUGGAGGGUCUAAGAUUAAGGAACUGAGGGAACAAACUGAGUCGAACAUAAAAGUCUUCCAAGAAUGUUGUCCUAUGAGUACGGAUCGUGUCGUUCAAAUCACGGCUACCUCCGAUAAGAUGUCAAAUGUGAUCAAAACUUUGGUCGAUUUCCAACGGGAGGUAGGAUAUUAAUGGUGUGGUACGUUUAUGUAUAGAUUGCAAUAAAAGGAAUCCAAAAACCCUAUGACGCCGCAAAUUACGAUCCCAGGAUGGUAUUUGGUUAUGGUGGAUAUUCAACUGAUAAACCUUAUAUGCCGCGCGGACAUGCCGCUGCUCCGUUCAGUGACUUUGGCCGGGGUGGGCCACCUGUACAAUAUGGAGGCGGCCCUCCACCAUUUCCUAGAGGAGGGAUGCCGCCUCCUGUUGCCCUAGGCGGACCAGGAGGUUUUAUGGGCGAUCAAAGUCAAGUGUCGACAACUCAGGUGUGCAUAUUACUCAACCAUUCGUAUACUCUGGAUUUAGGUAACAAUCCCAAAUGAACUUGGAGGGACUAUUAUUGGCAAAGGCGGAGAACGUAUAAAUAGGAUUCGACAGGAAAGUGGGGCUCGCAUAGACAUCGGGAGUGCUUAUGGGACAGAUGAAAGGAUAAUUACAAUUGCAGGUUCACAAGCCCAGAUACAAACCGCUCAGUACCUGCUACAACAAAGGUAGGUUCCCGGGUUAUUUUGAAAGAUAUUCUUGCAGUGUUCGGACGUCUGAAGCUGGCCGGCGUUAUCUACGCGAACAACGAUAA